GGCCGUCUCGAGGCAACGGCUUGCGAGAGGACCAAGAAGCCGGCUCGGGAUUCUCGCGGGUUCUCGCGAGACGGGGGGGGGCCUCUCCGCCUCGCCUGGAGUUGUUGCCAUGGAAACCGGAGACGCGGGGUUCGCGUGUUGGAGGUGGUCUUGGGGAUGUUAAACCCGCCAUGUGCAAGUCCAGCAAGAGUUCACACGUACUUCCCAUCACCACUACGGUGGGGGUUGCACGGGUCCUCCCCAGCGGGAAGGUCUACAGGCAGAUCUUCGAUGACGAGAUCAACCUGGUGCACGCCCUGGGGAGAGCUAGGAGCAAGAUCAGCAGGCACAAAGUCCUUCCAGGAAAGAUUCCACUAGUGAGGAAUUUGGAAAGAAGGACUAGCUAUGGAUUCUUGUCCGAACGCCAACAGACGUGGAUCGAGGCAAUGCCCAAUGAUCAGCUCACUGAAAAUCCAGUGCAAUACAAGGAGGCUGUGACUCUGGCACACGUAAAGGCUAAAGAAAGCGAGAAUGUAAUUGCCGCGCGGGAAGUCAGAGGCCUUGCCGAUGUCAUCAUUUCAGAGAAAAGAUCCAGCGGUAUCGUGGAGCAGAUCUACGAGAACAAAAAAUUGUGUUACGAAGAAACCGUGGCACAAUUCAGACAGGAACUAGCAUGCGUCGGAAAGGAAAUAGAAGAAUGUUAUGUGAAGCCUGGGAAAUUAUUGUUGACCCAGUUACGAGAAUCGGGCCAGGCUUUUGAAGCCUUUUUUCGUGCCUCUGAAAGCGACGUCACUUUAAUCUCCUAUACCAUCCAGGACUUCGAGAAAAUGUGGGGUCUUCUCUUUCAAGAGACCCAGCAAAGGAGGCAGCGGAUUCAAGAACUGGAUGGAGCUUUACGCCAGGCCGAGGUGGACAGAGCAGAGCAGAUCACAGUCAUCCUGAGCAAGUACACCAAGAUGCUAGAAGACCUUGCCUAUCUCUUAUCCUCAGAUGUCCACAGAUUCGUACACCAGGAAGCCAUGAUGAUCAACCAAGCUCUCCUGGCCAAUCGGAGGGCGAUCUCCAAGUUGUUCCUUAACCUGAUGGAGGCUGAGCUCAAGUGGGAUUCCUUUUAUCGCUGUCAGCUGGAAGAGAGGAAGGAGAUCUGGAGAGCCGUGCAGAAGAAGCACCUCGUUUCCAGCUUCCAAGAGUUUGUGGAAAGUGAAAGAAUCCAGAACCCAAAGGCUGUGGAAAUGGAACUGGAGAGCAUGCUAGAAGAGCAGCGGUCGCUGGCCGAAAAAAGAAGGAAGCAUUUAUUCUCUGUGGGCUACCUGUUGCCUUUGAAGCACACCAAGGCCGAAAUCAAUGAGUGGUACGAGUCUCUGGUGGACUUAAAUAAACGAAUCGACACUCACAACGUCCAGUCCAUGAUGAGAAUUCGCCUCCAGUACGAGAAGGUCUGUCAGGAGUGUUUGGAAAAACUCCAGGAAUGCAAGCAAAAUCUGAUCGACAUGAAGAUUUGCAGCCUCAAAGAGGCCGAGAAGAUCGUAAACCCAAAUUUCUACCAGUUAAUUGGGAAGCUGCAGACUCAGUUUGAAGUAAAGAUAGAGAAGAUGGAUGAUGACUUGGAACACCUGGUUAAAAAUACAGAAACCAACUGCAGGCACCUCUAUCAGUACUUCCAAGAUGCCCUGGGCAUCUUUGACGUCCACCAGCAGAAGCUCACCCAACAGGAGAACGGUCUUCAGAAAGCUUUAAACGAUUGUCGGGGCAAGCACGAAAAUAUGAACAAGCUAAGGGAAAUGAAUCUGGACAUAGUGGUGGACAAACUGAGGAUGCAAAGCACCGAUGAAAAGCUGAAAGCUUAUCUAGAGAGGGUUUACGCGGCCUUGGACAUCAUUCGCCAUGGGUACACAGUCUUCCAUCAAGAACUCUUGUCCAAAGUGAUGGCUUACCCAAGCCAUGUUCGGCACGAACUUCUUUCCUACAGUGCUACCGUCAGCCGGUAUUUUUACGUCCUGGGCAGCUACAAAGGGAAGACACUAAAGAAACCAGGAGGCUCAGGGGAAGAAGGAAGGGAUGGAGGAGAGACCGAAGAAACAGAAGCGGAUCUGGAGAUUUCCUUGGAGAAAGAGAGCGAGGAAGGGCUGCCUCUGGAGGAGAUGGGAGGAGCUGAUGAUGUCGAGGAGGAAACUGAGCAGGAAGACGGGGAGGAAGGAGAAGAAAUGGAGACCUCUUCUCCCAAGGACGCCGUUGGUGGAGAUGACGCCGAAAGAUCAGAGGAAGGGAAGGCCUUGGGGCCCAAGACUGAAGAUGCCACAGAACCAGCGCUGACAAAGGAUUCGGGCAAGAAGUCCAAGCGAAAGGAUGUGAUUGAGGAAUACUUCACCACGUCCGGCCAAAACACGUACAAAGUGACGGAGUACUUAAAGAAGUCUAAGCUCCGGAAACCAGAGAAAUAUUACCUGGGGAAGCUGAAAAGCAGUUCUUUGCCUUCCUACCUGGAGCAGGUGUAUCUGUCAGAGGGUUUUUUGAGAGAUGUCAGAAGACACAGUAUCCGACUCCAGUUCUUUGAACAGUUGGAGAAGUGGUUUGAUGACACCUUAUCCAGCAGCUGGGUGGUCGUGGUGGCCAAGAAGGAAGAACUCAGCUCCGAGCUGCAGCUGCGCCUCCAUCUUCACGAACCCCGGAGGGAGCGCAUCGAGAAAGACGUGUACAACGUCCGGAUGGUGGAGCUACGGAUCCACAGCGACCGCCUGAAGCGUCACUGCGCCGGCGUGAUAGAGUUGCUGAACAAGGAGAGGAGCGCCUUCCUCAAGAUUCGGGAAGACCACAACGCAAUCAGCAGAUCCUUCCGAAACCGAAUCCUAGACAUGGAGAAAGUCUUCCAGAUGGAAAGCCGGGCAGAAAAGGUGAUGGCCCUCAGCCGCAACUUACACAUGGAGUUGCUGAACCAUGUGGAAGUACUACAGGUCUCCACGCGGAGCUACAGGCAGUAUCUGGAGGAAGCUUUGGGGAAACUGCGAGAUUGUAACACGGACUUUCUGAAAGCCUGCAGACUGUUUGCAGACGGUGGGAACUUUUCGCCCGAGGAACUGGAGGGCUUCAUGAAGCAGCUGCAGAAAGAGAACUCGCGCAUAGAGUUUGUCGAAGGCUUGAUCAUGAUCGAUAUGGAGAAAGCCGAGACCGGCUAUCUGGAGCAGGCUACCGAAAUUAUUGGCAAGUUUGAGAACAGGUUUCGCUAUCUGUUGAUGGAUCGAGUCUUUCUGGAGAAAAUCCAGCGGUUUCUGACCAACAUUCAAGUGAAAAUCAAGACAGAGGUGGCCAAAUCCAACUGGCAGACCCAAACGUUGAAUAACUCCUUGGAGAAGCUGGUCCAGAGGAUCGAUGCCUGCGCCCACCCGAAUGUGGACAAGGAAAGCAUUACUCCAGAAAGACUUUACGAAUUUGCCAAGUUCGUCAUGGAAGAACUGAAGAAGAGAUGUAAAUACCUCAACUGUCAGCUCCGGAUGCAGGAACCGGAGAUCAUUUCUGUGCCGGUGGUCUUCGCCCAAGACUCCCUCGUAAGCUCCGCCCCGUCGGAUAUUUCGCUACCGGACGGCAAGGUGACCGUGAUGGGCAUGGAGUACACGCCCGUCCUGAAUCCCAGCAGGAUGGGGAAGCCGGCCUUCGAUGACGCCUCGUUCCACCUGAUCCGAAAUCUCACCGGAUUUGUGCGUGGGAGAAGGAUGAUCGAUGCUCAGCACGAAAAGGACAUCGCGGGGCAGCCUGGAGCAGACCGAGGAGAAUUUCCCAAUCAAGCUUUACCGCCCCUCCUGACUGGGGGCGGUCAUCGUGAAAGCCUUCCGUUGGGAGCAUCCUACUUACCCGGGAAGAAAUCUAGUUCCAUUACCAAAGUCUCGGAAAGCGGGAACUCCAUCCAAAAAUACACCAGACUUACUAAAGCCGACAGGAAGUUGAUGAUUUUCGGAGGGCAGCCAAGAGAGACCGACGCGGAUUACUUUACCGGAAUCAUCUUCAGCAUCCUGUGGGACAAUUUUGAUAACAUCAUGAACGUUGCUGAGGAAUUCUACAAAAAGGACAAGCAUCAGAUUACGAAGCCAGACUGCCUGCAGGAAACCUACGACCUUUGCAUCGAGGCUUUGGGUCAGAAAAUGCUGGGCUACCUUUUCCAGUCAGACGAGUACCACAUCGCUUGCAUCUCCGAGUUCCGGGUUCAGCUGAAGACUUUUGAGGAAGAGCUUCCUCGUGUCGUCCGUCUGGCCAUCGGCAAACUUCUGAAGGAUCACGAGCAGCUCCUUGCCGAAUCCACAGAACAGAUCCGGGGUCAUCUGCAGGACCAGCUGAAAAAAUGGACUGCUAUAAAAGACAAAAACAUGGCUCAGUUGCAUACCAGUUUGGGGCACCCGGAUAACAUCCCUGUGCUGGAGGCCUUGUGCCAAGAGGAAGAGAAAAGGCAAGAAGAGCAAGUGGAAAGCAUCCUGAUCUGCACCAAGAGGCUGGAGGUCUGCGUCACAGAGUGCGCCCAAAAGUUUGUCUCCACCUUGGCCACGUGCACUGAGACCAUCCUGAUGGAGCUGGACAACAGCCUCACCAUUGAUGACGUCCAACUGGGAAAAACGGAAAAAGUCAGAGAGAAGACCAUCACCCUGAUCCGCCGUAAAAAAGCCGGCCUCUCCUUGGAAGUGGAGGAGCGGAAACUGGUGGCCGAACGAGGCAGCAGAACCUGGCCUGGCAUCCCACAAACCACCAUCCCGAGCCUCCCGAACCAGGUGAUCUUUCAAGAAACGGCCUCCGUGACCACAGCCAAAACCACGCUGGGCCACGUGGCAGCCGUGGAAGAGAGAGACGCCGUUUACACGAAGUUCAAGGAAAAGCUGGAGAUGGAAUUUGCUAGGAUCAAGGAGGAAAACUCAUCACACCUCAUGAAAACCCAACACUGGGCCCACUGGUGGAAGAAAUCGGUGCAAAAAAUCAAACAGCUCUAUCUGUGAACCCCCUUUAAUCUCCCGGGAUCCACGUCUCCUUCCCUUCCCUCCUCUGUGCGGUACAGACCUAUAAUUGAUCCCUGUUGGAAAAGAAACAUUAGUUUGAAAAUAAAAUGAUGCUUAUUGUGCA
This is a messenger RNA of Crotalus tigris (Tiger rattlesnake), 5076 nucleotides long. It is a transcript of the gene CCDC180, whose product is annotated as coiled-coil domain containing 180. The transcript is spliced from 38 exons. Bases 171 to 4952 code for a protein of 1593 amino acids. Lineage: Eukaryota; Metazoa; Chordata; Lepidosauria; Squamata; Viperidae. The record is from RefSeq and is a predicted model, not a curated record.